AGGUUCUGUUACAUACCUUAUAUCGGGGCAGGUACAAGAGCUCAUGUACCCAUUUUCCGACAUUCUAACUUUUGCCAUCCGGGUGGGUGGCGUGGCUUGCGGCCAAAGCGGCACCUCCGGUUGCGUGCAGUUCCAAGUGCCCAGGUUCUGGAGCGCAUGGUGGCGCCAUCACGUUCCUCAUCCUCUCAUCUCUGCCCACUUAUUGUGUACACACGGCGAUUCGUUUCUGGGCGGCGGUUUGCGGUUCUUGCUGAAUGUAUCAUUACUCCGCCGAUGACGAGCAUGUUCCGACGCUGGGGCAGCAGGCCGUAGCACGCACGCAGAACCGCCGACAUGGACGAGAAGAAGGGGAAUGACCGGAGUGAGCCCUUGCCAACCGAUACGUCCUCGCCCACUGGCCAUGAUCUACUCCACCCCGCCGCGCAUCAAAGGCACUGGGAACACACUCUCCAGGGUGCGCAAGAGUGGUUCAAUCAACACGCGCCGCACGCACGCCGGAAGAAGCGGCGGUCCUCACUGAUCCUGCACCGCAUGCAGACGGGAAAGCGAUGGUGGAAAUUUACGCUGCGGCCGUGGGACGAUGACGAGUAUCAGGAUUGGUGGUUUGCAGGCACGGCCAUCCCGCUGCUGGCGGCGACCAUCGGUCCGCUGGCCAACGUCUUCUCCAUCGCCGCACUCGUGACCUACUGGCGCAUGUGCGUGGUGGAAGCCGUGAGCGAUUAUGCUGCGGCGGCCAAGUGCGUGUGGGAUGGGAAUCCAAACUCGCUCGUGCUGGACCUGAAUGGGCAUUACUACCCCGAUCCGUCGUGGUGCAUCCAUUUGAACAUUGUCUCGCUGGUUGCGGGUGUCGUGGGCAACUUCUUCCUGCUGUGCAACUUCACCGGCCGCAUCCGGUAUAUCAUCGCUCUGCCUGUCACCAUCCUCAUGUGGUACGUGGCAACCGGCAUCCUGAUCGGCAUCGUCUCCGCCAUGGCUACACAGGUCGCGCCACACUCGCCUCAACAGAUCUACUCUGAAGGCUUCUGGUAUGCGGUGCUGGCGGCCGUGCUAUACUUUAUCAGCUCCAUGAUGCUCAUGAUCAACAUGCUGGGGUAUUUCCUCGGCCACUACCCGCAGCACUUCAACUUGACCGAUUCUCAACGCACUCUCAUCCUGCAAUCCAUCCUAUUCUUCGUCUGGCUGGCCGGUGGAGCGGCCGUCUUCUCGACCGUCGAAAGCGCAUAUGGGACCGAUCCGAGUCAGAACUGGAGCUACGUCAACGCCCUCUACUUCUGUGACGUGACCAUUCUGACCGUUGGCUUUGGAGAUUUGUACACCACUAGCAACCUCGGCCGCGGAUUACUCUUCCCGUAUGCCAUCGGCGGCAUCAUCAUGCUGGGUUUGAUGGUGUCGAGUAUAGCCAAGUUUGCGAGCGAGAUUGGGUCGACAAAUAUCGUGAGGAAGCAUACAGAGAUAAGUCGGGCCAAAACCGCGGGCCGAACCAUCACCAGCUCGUUAGAUCUCGACCGCGAUCGCGCACCCACCUUUGCCACGGACGCCUUUCCUACCAUCUCCGCUCCCAGCAAUCCUCACGAUCGCUCCCGAGACACGGCAAUAGCAUUUGCCGACGACAGUGCCCAACCUGCGCCACGGGAGAAUCUCACGCUGCGCAAGGUCGCCAGUCUCGUCACAAAGGCCCCCGGCCAACGCAAGCCGAAAUUGCUCAUCCUGCGCGAGGAGAGAGACCGCUUCAACGCCAUGCGGCACAUCCAAAUGAACACGGCAAAGUUCAAGAAUUGGUAUGCGCUCGGGGCGUCCAUCACCGCCUUUGGCAUCCUCUGGUGUGUGGGCGCGGUGGUGUUUUGGCGGGCGGAGCGUGUCAUCCAAGGCAUGACCUAUUUUGAAGCGCUCUACUUUUGCUACGUCUCGCUGCUGACGAUUGGGUAUGGUGACUUUGCGCCGCAAUCCAAUGUGGGCCGCCCGUUUUUCGUGCUGUGGUCGCUCAUCGCCGUGCCCACGAUGACCAUUCUCAUUUCCGACCUGGGCGCGACGGUGAUUAACAAGUUCAAACGUGGGACAUUUCGGGUCGCCGACUUUACCCUCCUGCCGAGAUAUGGCGUGUGGCGGGAGUGGCUGGACAAGCAUCAUCGCUUUCGCCGGUGGUUGCUGGAGCGCAAGCAGGCGAAAGAAGAGCGAAAGAGGUUGGAGGCUGGCUUCCAAGUGGGACCCGAGUUGGAACACCGAGAGUCGCACGGCCCCACGAUUGAAGACCUGGCCGCCAAAGAACCAACGAGACCGCAGCUGGCGAAAAAACUGACGACCAAGAUCCGGCAGGUGGCGGAGGAGAUGAAGCGCGAGCCGAAUAAGCGGUAUUCGUACGAGGAAUGGGUGGAAUUUACGCGGUUGAUUCGCUUCACUGCGCGGCACGAUGAGCACGGCAUGAUCCUGAGGGGUACGGCGGAGGAGGAAGAGGAGGACUUGAUUGAGUGGGAUUGGAUUGGCGAGGACAGUCCGCUGCUGGCCAAAGUGGGCGAGCCGGAGUUUGUGCUGGAUCGAUUGUGCGAGAGUAUGCAUCGGUUGAUUCGUGCUGUUGCGAAGGUGCAAGCGGAGGAGGCGGAGGGGAAGGAGGGAAAGAUGCCGGUGAGGCCUGUUGGGGGGAGGCCACAGAAUUCGGAGGAGGAUGAUGAUGAUGAUGACGAUGAUGAUGAUGACGGUGGGUUGGAGCGGAGGAGUCUGGGGUAUACCACUGACAGGGACUCGAUGGAUGGUGUCGAUCCGCUGGAUGUCCGGCAGUGCAGGAGGGCCACCACGGCUGAAGGACCCUCGUCUCUUCCGUCGACUGCUUCUUAUUCGGGUGGGUGAGUUGGGUUGGAACUGGACCAGAAGCCUGUGACGUCUUGGCGGUUGCUACGAGAAAACCGCUGUUGCAUGAGACAAACAGUUGUGUACUCACCCUGCAUUUGCCAGACAAUGUCGGGAGGUUGAGUGGGAGGCAACA
Molecule: messenger RNA, 2977 nt
Organism: Neohortaea acidophila
Lineage: Eukaryota; Fungi; Ascomycota; Dothideomycetes; Mycosphaerellales; Teratosphaeriaceae
Exons: 2
Coding region: 334-2841 (835 amino acids)
Biological process (GO): potassium ion transmembrane transport; stabilization of membrane potential
Cellular component (GO): membrane
Molecular function (GO): potassium ion leak channel activity
Source: RefSeq, a predicted model, not a curated record